Molecule: messenger RNA, 3777 nt
Organism: Metarhizium album ARSEF 1941
Lineage: Eukaryota; Fungi; Ascomycota; Sordariomycetes; Hypocreales; Clavicipitaceae
Product: putative protein family UPF0592
Exons: 2
Coding region: 1-3777 (1258 amino acids)
Source: RefSeq, a predicted model, not a curated record
AUGGCCCCGACUCUGCAGCUCUCGCAGCGCCCGCUUCCUGCGUCUGAGCUUUUGGGCCCAACGGGUGUCCUCUCGGGUUCCCCUCUCCAUCAUCGUCACCCUUCUGCUUCCGAUGCUGCUGUCUCGACUGCUGGAAACAAGGGGACCGACGACCUGAAAUCAUCGGACUUGGACUGGUUGGGAUUUGGUCUGUCCUCUUUCAACACGGAUUUUAAACUCGACACCUUGGUCUUUGCCAAUGGUAGAGACGCCAUCACACCGCUCGCCCGACCCGAACCGUCUCUUCAACCCGAGGCCGUGGAAGCUACAAGGACUGAAACGAAGCUGCCAAGACAAGCCCACAUAGCUCGAGGCAAAAGAAACUUACUGAUUGACAGACCGAGGUCGUGGUUGAUGCCUUCAAGCAAAGUUGCCAGGGAAUUGCCAAAUACGAGUGACCAAGCCCAGAACAUCAUUCCUGCCGGCAGCACGACGAGUACGGCGGCGGCGGCGGCGGCGACGACGACGACACCGACGACACCGACAACGACUCCAUCUCCAUCUCCGUCUCCCCACUUGGGGAGCUCAGAAAGCCUUCCCAAUCUUACCAGGCGCCCCUGGAUUUCACGCUCUCCUCGCCCGUCCUCGCCCAAGCAUGCCCUCCAGUCCCCUGUCGCCAAUGGUCAACGGGGCCUCGAGGGAUUAGCUCGUGCAUCCACGGUCAAGGCAUCCAAACCACCACGUCGAUUGCAGAUCACCACGAGCAGUGACGACACGACGGAGCAAACGACAAAGCACCAACCAGAGACACUCCAAACAACUGCCAAGCCGUUCACGAGGGCAACCGCAUACUUGUCCAGAAUCAAGGGCAGACACCAAAACGCUUACCUCGGCCGGGACGGUGCAGAAUCUGACCACAGCUGUGCUUCGUCGGCCACCAGCCUCAACCGCACGUCCAACAGCGUCCGUACAAGCAGUGCCGCCCCUUCCAUCUGCAGUGAUGGUAAUAUCAACACGCCCGUCACCGAUGAGUCGUGCAACGAGAUGACGCCCAAGUUUCGUGACCCGCUGUGGUCGGCUUUCAAAGGCCUCGAUGUCGAGACCAGAGCCUUUGGGUCCAAACAGACUGUCCACCGAGUCGCCCAGAUCCACUCGGUCCUGCUGCCCUUUUUAAAACGCACACGAAACCAUCCGUCGACCAGGGCGAUUUCCCUCGAAGACGUCGAGAGACGGGCCAUCGUUCUCAACAAGUGGUGGACGGCCCUGCUUGACAUGCUCCAUGGCCAACUGCAGCAGCCUAUCCCAGGCGUGGAUCGCCCGGUGUUACUGGAAGCCGCGACGAUGCUCAUGAUGCGGCCCGAAUGGCGACAGGCGACCACGUACAUGCAGCCACUGGCGGAGCGGUCACCCUCGGAACGCGUACGCUCACGAUCAUGGACGAAUGCCUCCAAAUCGACCACUGACGGCUCCGCACACUUGGACAUGUUUGCUGAAUCUGCGGAGCACAAUGUCCGGACCAUGUUCGUGGCCAACCUGGUCAGGCAAAUGGCCUAUGUCGUCGACAAGAUGUCUUUGCGCCACGCUCCGCUGAGCUUGGUCAAUUUUUCCGGAAAAACGUGCGCCUACACCUUCUUCUUCGCCCCGGGUGUCGCUGACAUCUUGCUGCGGCUCUGGGGGCUCACGCCGGAACUCAUCAGGCGCGCCGGCACCGAGUUUGGGCUCCCUCGCAGGGAUGUCGGCGAGAGCGACGACAUCACCGCCUUGUUCCCGCCAGGUCUGGGGCCCCUCGGCUGGACCUCGCCCCGGGCCAUGUGGGACGCCCUCAAGCAGAUUCCCAAGAUGCCGUUGCUCGUGGCGAGAAUUCCUUGGACCGGUCCCUGGGUCGCCCGCUGGAAGGGUCGAGACACGGACCUCUUCUUCAUAUUUUGCAAGUAUUUCCACGCCCUCUGUGACCAGUUCAUCCCCCCGGGGCUGCCCCUGCGGGAAAAGGCUCGGUCGCCCGCGUUCGCCCUGGUCCACGCGCAGCUCUUGUCAAUUGUGGACUCGACGAUUCAUCGACAGGCCGCCAUGGUGGAGCCCGUGGCCUACGCCCCCCUGAUUGACUCGGUCAACGGAGCAGACUCGGCCCUGCCCCUGCCCCUGCCCCUGCCGCUCCCACCACCGAGCAAUGCGACUCGGCCCAUGGGCGAGAAUAAGCUCGCGGCCGCCAGCAAGACCUCUCUCUACGACCACGCUGCGUGCUUUACUCUGUGCGACUUUUUGGAAGAGGUCUUGAUGGUCUACCAUGAAUUCGAGACGACGCCUGCCGCCGCCAGCUACAUUGACUGGCCCUUUUGGAUCGAGGUGUGCAAGCGCAUGUCCAGCUCAAUGAACACCCUGUCCGAGGUCCGCAUGCUGUCGUUUGUCUUUACCAUCUGGGACGCCGUGGCCAAAGACCCGCGCAGGAAGGCAGUCGUAUGCCUGGACUGGCUCCUGAGCGAGGAGACGUUUGAUGCCUUCUUCAACAACUGGUGCCCCAUGGUUCGAGCCUACUACCAGCGCCUAAUUUGUUGGCGCAUGUGUCGAUACACCGGCGGCUCCGACGAACUCGACAUGAACAUCUACCUCACGGCGGCCGUGCGACUCAAGACCAGCUGGGCUCACUACUUGCACAUGAAGCAAACCGCAGAACAAGCCGGCAAAGUACCCCCGUCGACCGCACCCAUGCCCCCUGCCAUGGGCAAGAAGUUUAUGAUUAUUCGCCAAGAGACCACCUCACCAAACCCGGGCCUGUUCAUGAGCUUUGACUCAUUUGUGAGAAACUCGGCAUCGUCAUCAUCAUCACCAUCCCCCAACCACCACCUCCUGUUCGGCAUUGAUUCCCCAGAUGCCAACGGGAUCGGCCGCAGCGACAGCGGAAAGAAGCGUUGGUCGCUGCUUGGAAAAGUCCUUGCCAUGACGUCAGGAAACAAUGCUCAGCCGGCCGCCGUUGACGACGAGUAUGAACGGGUCCCACCGUCACCAGGCUCGGCGGGGAGCGACACCGGUGGUGGUGGUGGCGCCGGUCGAGACCUGGCCGACCCAGCUCCGCUCACCACAGCUCCCAGCUUGGGGUCCCGCCUGGGCAGGAUGGGCCCCAGAAUCAUCUCCCCAUCUUCGGAUUCCUUGGGAUCGUCCCCCGUUUUCGACGAACAAAAAUACACUUUUAAAUUCGUCCUCGGAUGGCAGCAAGCCCCUGGCCCCGCUCGCGAUCGCGUCCUGACGAGACCACGACUGCCCGUCUCAACGCAGGCACGCAUCAGCGCAAAAAGCCACAAUAUCCUGCCGUCAGCGCCUCGGCGGGAUGAUGCCUUGCCUCGAUCGCCCCCGGAGACGCCCAAGCCCGCUCGUACACCAAAGGAAGACGACCAGGCGUCCCUCAACGCGUCUGUCGAGGAGUGGCUCCGCAACACGCCCACCACCAGUUUGGGUCUCGGACCCAACAGCCGACGAAGCAGCGUGAGCGUUGCCCAACCCAACCGCGGCAGCGGCGGCACACGAAGCGAAGCGACAACAGCAACAUCGUCGACAUUAAUGCGCAACAAUGUCUUGUCCGUCGCCAACGCGGCCGGCGACAAUAGAGACCAGCUCACCAAACCAAUCGAGCCUGCCGGCAUUUAUGCCAAGAAUUCCGUCUACUGCGGCCGCGCCCUCGCAGAGUGGGCUCAAGUCGUUUCCGAAUGCAACAUCUUUACCGAGAGACGCCAGGACGAUGGAGUUGCACUCUUGGCCGAUGUCGAAGUUCCUCACCUCGGCGUCGAGGGAUUCCGUCGCGGAUAA